Messenger RNA from Myxocyprinus asiaticus (Chinese sucker), 7382 nucleotides. RefSeq names its product glucocorticoid receptor-like. Gene Ontology annotation, molecular function: nuclear glucocorticoid receptor activity; DNA-binding transcription factor activity; steroid binding. NCBI's taxonomy places the organism in Eukaryota, Metazoa, Chordata, Actinopteri, Cypriniformes, Catostomidae. The record is from RefSeq and is a predicted model, not a curated record. The transcript is spliced from 10 exons. Gene Ontology annotation, cellular component: nucleus. The coding region runs from base 884 to 3094 and encodes 736 amino acids. Gene Ontology annotation, biological process: nuclear receptor-mediated glucocorticoid signaling pathway; regulation of DNA-templated transcription.
CCCGAAUAUUUUUCCCUGUCGUCUGCUCUCCGUCGCGCGUUCCCUCCAUAUAGCAACCUGCGGACGGAUAUAUUCGUUCAUUCGUAUGUUACGGGGUUUCUUUCAGUCGCUGCGAGGCGGAUACAAAAGUUGCGUUAUGAUGCACUAAAGUUGUGCUCGUGAGGAGUUGCAGCUCGCUCAACUGCUAAUGUGCUAAAGCGCUCGCGAGUCCGCGGACAAGCCGGUCCGAAUCAAUCUCUGAAGUAAAACGACGCAUAAUAUCCUGCUCUACUGACAGUCUUUGUAUGGGUUUGCCGGUUUGAGACGCGUAUACGAACGGGUGACCGUUUCUUUUUGCCAGCAUUCAACUCAACCGGCGGUAUGUACAGUACAUGCGCGCGACACUUUUGACAUUUAAUUGUCGCGAGAAUAUAUGUUUGUUAUUUGAUAUGCUGUGUUAUAUUCUGUGGUUUGUUGGAGGGGCGUUUACCGUGUUGGAGCUUGCAGCAUAAGCUUUUUGACGGGCAGAUCAUGGGCUGUCUGGAGUUUGACAAGCAGCUUAUGUAAUGCUGGCGAUUCCCCCGCUCGACAUACCGUCAGCAGUGCCCUAAAAAACAAGAAUAACGACGAUUAUUCAGAGUGCGACGUAAAGUUUCUCUUGCACGCGUCAUCGUUAAGGCGCAUUUAUUUUUUAUUGAUUUUUUCUUUUCGUGAGUUGUUUUUGCGUCUCGCGCUGCUGUGAAACACCGUGUUGAAGCGGCAACGCGUCUUGUUAAGAUCUUGUCACAUUUAUUGAACAUGCGGGAAGUUAACCGAGCAACUGUCGUGAACAUGAUCUGAACCAUACACAGCUUUGGAUUAUAGAAAUGCACUUUUCCACAUAAAUCUACUAAAGGAUCAAGAAAUGGAUCGUGGACUGAAACGUGGCAAUAAUGAGACGGACAGUUUAACAUUCGGGGAUUGUAUUGAGAGAGGCCUCAUGCCUGAUGUUGGUGUCAAUGUGUCCACUUUAAAUACGCAAAGCGAUUUUUCAAAUGGACUGGGCGGUGGUGACGUUCACAGACAUCACUCGAUGGCAGAGCCAUCCCCAUUAGGACAUAACAUUCAGGAACCAGAUGUUAAGAUAUUUAAACCAUUCAGAAUGCAGCACCAGCAAAACGUAAAAGAGCCCCUUGGUCUUAGCAUUGGGGAGAACUUUUCUCUCUUGGACGAGAGCAUUGCAGACUUAAAUCGCAGUUCUGGCCUCCAUGCCUCUGACACUUCCACACUGAAAAUGGAAGAGUUUUCUCCCAUGGAAAAAGACUUUUCAUCCUUUGGCAACCGGGAUAACGAUAUGGAUGGUAACGAGAGACUUAUUGCCGACAACACCUUGGAAAUCCUUAAGGAUCUGGACUUACCUGGCUCCCUAUCAGACCUAAAUGAGUUCUAUGUUGCCGACGAGACUGCCUUUCUCUCGUCCCUGCAAGUGGAUGAUGCCCUGCUGGAAGAGAGCAACUUGCUGAAAGAGACCAGCCCUGUUGUCACUGGCAACAGUGGGACCUGUACAAAUGUGAAUGGCAGGAGAAAAUGGCAGCAGAUGGUGGAUCCCAGUGUCAACAUGCCCGUCAUAAAAACGGAGAAAGACACAGACUUUAUCCAGCUUUGUACACCGGGUGUCAUCAAACAGGAGAAUGAGAGGCGGAGCUACUGUCAGAGGUCAGGGGUGGGUGGGUCUCAUUGCGGCCCCGUCGCGGUGGGAGAUAUGGGCACACAGGGAUUCCACUAUGGAGCCAACGGCGCCUCAGCUGUGAAUUUACCAGACCAGAAACCUGUGUUCGGUCUAUUUCCUCCCCUACCUGCCUUAAAUGACGACUGGGUUCGAGGAAAUGGAUACGGGGAUCUGUCCGGGAUGCAGAGAGCUAAUGAGACAGCACUUCCAUCCAGCUACCCGUACAGCAGCUCUUUGGGACGGCCUGACGUGAGCAGUUCGAGUUCAUCUGGAUCAGUCAAGCCCAGUGGUACAGCUCAUAAGAUCUGUUUGGUGUGCUCUGAUGAGGCCUCAGGAUGUCACUAUGGGGUUCUCACCUGUGGCAGCUGCAAGGUUUUCUUUAAAAGAGCUGUAGAGGGAUGGAGAGCACGACAAAACACAGAUGGGCAACACAACUAUCUGUGUGCUGGCAGGAACGAUUGCAUCAUUGACAAGAUCAGGAGGAAGAACUGCCCAGCCUGUCGCUUCCGCAAGUGUCUUCAGGCCGGCAUGAACCUGGAAGCUCGCAAAAAUAAGAAACUAUUGCGAUUAAAGGGUCCUUCAUCCUCGAGUGAGCAGGCGUCCCCUCUGCCCGACGAGCAUGUGCGCUCGCUGGUGCCCAAGGCCAUGCCGCAGCUGGUGCCCACCAUGCUGUCCCUGCUCAAAGCCAUCGAGCCCGAGAUCAUUUACGCCGGCUACGACAGCACCAUCCCCGACACCUCCACCCGCCUCAUGACCACACUCAACCGGCUGGGUGGACGUCAAGUCGUCUCUGCCGUCAAGUGGGCCAAAGCCCUUCCUGGCUUCAGAAACCUGCACCUGGAUGAUCAGAUGACUCUGCUGCAAUGCUCCUGGCUCUUCCUCAUGUCCUUCAGCUUGGGCUGGAGAUCUUACCAGCAGUGUGAUGGAGGAAUGCUGUGUUUCGCUCCAGAUCUCGUUAUCAAUGAGGAACGGAUGAAGCUGCCCUACAUGAGUGAGCAGUGUAACCAGAUGCUGAAAAUCGCCAAUGAGCUUGUCAGACUGCAGGUGUCGUACGACGAGUAUCUCUGCAUGAAAGUGCUCCUGCUUCUCAGCACAGUACCAAAGGAUGGACUCAAAAGCCAGGCAGUGUUUGAUGAAAUCCGCAUGUCAUACAUUAAGGAGUUGGGCAAAGCCAUCGUGAAACGAGAAGAGAACUCCAGUCAGAACUGGCAGAGGUUUUACCAGCUCACUAAACUCUUGGACUCCAUGCAGGAGAUGGUGGAGGGGCUCCUCAACUUCUGUUUCUACACGUUUGUGAAUAAAUCCUUGAGCGUGGAAUUCCCAGAGAUGUUGGCAGAGAUCAUCAGCCAUCAGCUACCAAAAUUUAAGGAUGGGAGCGUCAAGCCACUUCUGUUUCAUCAGAAAUGACUGCCUAAGAAAGCAACAAUGCCUUAACGCCACCCUUCCUCUACCAGCGAUAGUCCAACUCACCCGCUCACCCCCAAACCUUCAGAUGGAGGAAGUCACGUUCAACCCUUUACCCAAAUCAAGUUACAACACUUCAAGCCUUUGUGUCCACUUGGUGAAAAAAUGACUUUGAGAAAGACACUUUUUAUUGAUAUUUUCUCUUCUUUUUUUUUCUUUUUUUUGCAUGUACACUGCUGAAACGUUUACAAAGGUAUAUCAAAUAAAAGGGAAAAUGUGCCUUUUUUGCGCUUUGCGAAUUGACUUGCGCCAUUUUUUCAGGCUAAUGCAGUGGUUUGGCGUACAUACUUUUGUAUUGAUAUCUCACAUUGUUCAUCUCUUAUUUUGCUCUCAUACAAAGCAACUGUGAUGGUUCUGUGUAGUUGGCAGCUUAAGGGGCUGUUCACACCAAAUGUAUUUUUGCGUACAUCUGCGUUGUUGUUUUUUAUGUAGACACGCUAGAUAGACGUAUUUGACCAUUGUUUUCUCAGCGUCUUGAGUGAGAGCGCACUAAACCUUCAAACACCUAUAUUCUGUUCCAAUCAUUGUGCUGUGUCUAUCUUUUUUCAAUGCAAGAACACAUUCAGUGUAAACGGUUCUUAACACUGUGUCCUAACCAGAUGCAACAAACCGAAAUUGAUAAAUGCUAUCUCAUUCAGUUUUUGUCUUAACCAGCCAUGACCACGACAGGAGUGACAGGACAAUUUGUCGAUCUUUUCAUUUCUAUUUCUGCGACAUCGCGCCACAUAGCCCCGCCUAUUGUGGAAUCUCAUUGGUCCAUAACCUUGGUCCACAUAACUGUACAUUAAUCAUCAAAUUUGUGGACAAAUAGUUUGUCGCUGUACGAGAUUCUUUUGCGCCAUUUUACGAAGCCUUAUGGAAGCUCCAAAUCAUAAAAGUUUAUACGCAGCGACAUCGAAAUGCCAUAUGAUAAUUCAUCUCAAAUAAAAAACCUUUCCAUGCAUGAUACUAACAGCAAAUACUAAGUUGUUUUUGUUUUGUUUUAAAAAGCUGAAAUAUGUCAUUCUUUCAAUUAAAUAUUAAUUUUCCUUUCAUAUUAAUAUGCAGAGACAACCAUAAGCCAGUCAUUGCUUGAUUCCUUUGAAAAGAAAAACAUUGUGGCUCUGUGGCGCUAUCAAAACAGUAUAAAACAUUUGAGCAUCCCGACCACCCCGAAACAGCAAAAUUGGCUUAACCAAUGGCAUGAGUUUGGGGCUGGACUAUCUAUUUUUGUAGAAAUAAUGACUUAUAGUAAUAAAAAUUCAUUAUUUCAGUUUGUCGAUGCUAAUGCCGUAGAAAGUACACACUUUGCCUUUAACUGAAAUUUAAAUAUAUACUAUUGAAAUAACUGAAUUAUUAAAGAGUUUCUUUUGUUUGUUGAUUAUUAGCUCAGGUUUACUUAUGAACGGUCAGUAAAUGUCCAUUCAUUGGCUUUUGCAUUGAAUUAGAUUAAAUUUAGAAAGCUGAUGGUCAUUCCUGAAAUCAAGGAAAGAAUUCAGGGUUAAUUCAUCAGAUUUCUAUCCAUCCAAUAUGGUCAGGUGUAGAUUGGCCGCCCAGCAUUCAUGCUUUGCAGAAAUACCCCCAUUUCCCCCCUGAACAACCGCCCUGAUGAUUUUUUCAGUGUGUGUUGUGUUUGCAUUUGUUUUAUUUGUAGUCAUUAUUGGGUUUUCCACAAAAAAAAAAAAAAAUUAAGUUACGGAAUAUUCUUCACAAAUGCUAAAUCUGGUCAUCGAUAAGAGGCAUGUCAGUUUUUGACCCACAUUCUUAGUUUUUGCCUUACAUGUAUCCCAGUGGUGCCAAGCCACAAAUGCACUCUUUUGUAGUCACUUCCAGAACAAAAUGAACAUUUGUUUUUCUGUCUGCUCGAGCAUGUUUGUUCAUUGUUACGUGUUAGCUGGCACUCAUGUUUGUACUUUGGGGAUUCACAUUUACUCACAGAACUGCACCAGUUAAGCUUAAUUCCUGGCUUAAAGGAAUAGUUCACCCAAAACAUUUUUUUUUGGAAGCUUUACAUAGUUACUAUGAACUGUCAUGUGCAAACAAAACUAAAGAUUCUUCAUAAAUUACCAUUUUAUUUUUCAUGGAAUAAAACAACAGUAUAAGUGUUUGGAACGAUGUAGGUGAGUAAAUAAUGACAGCAUGUUCAUUUUUGGGUGAAGUAUUCCUUUUAAAGUACUCACUCAUUAGGGUUGCCAGAUGUCCCAUUUUGGACGAAAUGUCCUGUAUUUUGGACAAAAUGAAGACGUCCUAUACAUGAGGGGAUGUUCCAUUCAAGGAACCCCCCACUUCCCCACAGUCAGAUAGCAAAAUGUCCCAUAUUGAAGCGACAAAAUGAAAAUGGUCAUAGGGAGUGAUAACCCUAUGACUCAUUAGGGUUGCCAACUCUCCCAUAUUAGCCAGGACAUACUGUAUUUUGGGGAUGGUGUUGUCCCAUAUUUAAUGGCAAAAUGUUUCAUGGGGACCCCCCCGCCUGGUUGGACGGUGCAACACUUGAAGGGACUUCAGACAUCCCAUAUUGAAGCGGCAAAAUGAAAAUCCUCAAGGAGGAACACCCCGUGGGUGGACGGCUAAACAAGAGGGAGACAGACCCCCCUCCCAACCCCCACCCUUCACUCAUUUUCUGACAGCGAAACAUCCCAAAUUGAAGCACUCAAAAUGCAUCUUGUAUUCGCUUGGUGAAAAAUUGCCAACCCUGUCACUAAUUUCCCAUAUGGGAUGGAUAUUGUUGUGCAUUUAAAUGGUGAAACGUCCAAGGACGACCCCCACCCUGGACAGAUGGUGAACCGUUCGAGGGGGACCCCCCUGGUCGGACAGUGAAACGUCCCACAUUGAAGCACUCAAAAUGCUCAAGUGUCGUGUAUUCUCUAGGUGAAAAGUUGGCAACCCUAUCACUCACUGACCUUCUAAUCAGAGUUUCAUUCUUAUAAGCGUUAAUUAACUUGCAUAUUUUGGGGAAAAUAUUCCGGCUCUUACAUGCAUAAGACAAAAGAAUGUUAAAACAUUUAUAACUAACAAUAUUACUUAGAAAAAUACAACUAAAUUUGGUAAUUUGAUAAGAUUCGGUGUUUGAGUGCCAUUGAGACACUUUGAUCCUGUAUGGCCCUUUACAGUAUUAAAACUUAUGUGAGCAUUGGGUUUCUCAUGCUUGAGUUAAUAUUGUUAGACCUGGCCAAGACACUGUUGGUUGUCGUCAGCUGGCAUCUCGCCAUGGCCUGUAUUUGUUACCUGCAGAGCUGUAAUACAGUCCUUUGUUCGAAAGGAGAGUGCUUUUGGUUUUUACAUGUAAUGUAAAUCGCUUCAUUUAUUCAACAUGAAAUUAAAAUAUAUACACAGUACAUAUCCCAUUCCCUCCCAGCGGAUAGCUCAAAUAUUUUUUAAGUAAAAAUUCCUUGCUACGUUGAUGAGAUAUUUUUCUAAUUGUUUCACAGUAGGCCUUGCAAAGGGAGACCGUGAGCCAAAUAAUGUCCAUUGUGUAAAUUUAGGAGAACACUGAAAUGUCUAGAAAAUAUUUUUUCUUUUUGAAAAUCAUUGAUCUUUUUAAUCUAAACUAAAAUGCAAUUACGCAAGUUCUCUUUGAUAUAUAAAUCAUUUUACAAAAACAAAAAUAAUAAUAAUACUUAAGUUUUAUUGUUAUCUCUUUUGUCAAGAAAUGUAUUGCAAAUGCACUUUUGAAAAAAGUAUUAAUAUGUAAAUGUAAAUUCUAUAUAAAUUGAUAGGGAAAAUAUAAGUUUAAUCAUUUUAAAGAAUGAAAACAAAGUUAUAAUUUUGUGAGUGUAUGGGUGUAUAUAUUUGAGUAUAUUUUGUAUAGUGCAACAACAGAGUGACCAAAGCAACGCAGAUUUAAAAAAAAAGAAAAUAAUAAUAAUAAAAAAAAAAGUCCUUAUUUAAAGAAGUUACAUUUUACAGUAGCGCUUACUUCCCAACUCUAGUACUUUAUUUUAUCCUUUUCUAUUUCUUUUAUAAAAAUGUAGGCUUUGGUUUCAUGUAUAAUACUGUAAAAUGAACUACUCUUUACAAAAAGAUAUCAAAAUAGAUUAAAAAAAAAUACAUCUGUGUGUAUAAAUAAUGUAUCAAAACCUGAGAUUUUGCACUACUCUAAUACUGGCCUGACAUAGUCUAUUUUGUACAAAAUUCAUGCAAAUACUAUCUUUAAAGAUAAAGGGCAAAUCAUAUUUCAUUGGUAUAUGGCUUUCAUUAAAGUCUUUUUUUUUUUUUUUUUUUUUUUUUUUUUUUGCAUUUUAGUUAUAUGAAA